Messenger RNA from Brachypodium distachyon (stiff brome), 2292 nucleotides. RefSeq names its product zinc finger CCCH domain-containing protein 13. NCBI's taxonomy places the organism in Eukaryota, Viridiplantae, Streptophyta, Magnoliopsida, Poales, Poaceae. The transcript is spliced from 11 exons. The coding region runs from base 749 to 1984 and encodes 411 amino acids. The record is from RefSeq and is a predicted model, not a curated record. Gene Ontology annotation, molecular function: metal ion binding.
GGCCCGGCGUACAAGACGAAGCUGUGCGCGCUCUUCAGGAACGGUCACUGCGACCGCGAGUCCUGUAGCUUCGCCCACGGCCCCGAUGAGCUCCGCCGGCCGCCUUCAUCCCGCCCCUCCUUCCCGCCACACCACGCCGAUUCCUGAUCAAACUUGUUAGACUCAACUGCUGCCAGAGGAUAAUGCGACCUUUUUCAUAGAUUUCUUCGACUGGCAUUUGGCCCAUUUGUCAUGACUAUAAAUACUUGGGCUGUAUCAGAAGGUGAACCUUUGAGUGUCAUGGCCUCCACCGGUUGAUGCCCAUAAUAUGUUUGAUGUGCUAUCAUAUGGCAGAGUCCACUGAAUGACUAGCAGAUUUUGCAGUGGAUUGAAUUACACAUCUUUCGACACUAGUUUCAUUGGAAGUAUUCUUAUUACUGGCAAUUUCAAGUUUUUGCCAGUCCUCACAAGUUGUCGCCAAAGAUAUCUGGAUAAAUGGUAGUACAUAUAUUGGGAUUAUGGCAGACCUUUCUUCAUCAUAAUUGCUGCACGGACUGUUUAUGGAGCUUACGUCCAUUUCACUUCAGAUGAUCAUUGGUAUUAUCUUAAUGGAUGCAUCAGUGGUUGCUUAUUGUAUCUUGGUAUCUGCAUGUGUAUUUUUUUGGCCCUGCUUUUUUGUGUGUGGCUAAUGACAUAUCCUGGAGCCGCUGCUACUUCUUGCUAAUUGAUUAAUCUUGUAGCUCAAGGUUGUGGUAAGCUUAACAGGCUUAUGGGUGUCCUUUCUCUGCAUCACUCCUUUUUUGUUUUUGUUGCCAUGCGUUAUUCCUUGUGUAAAGCUUGUAAACUUUCCUUACUUCUAGGAAGAAGAGAUUAUAGAGGUGGUGACUUCAGAGGAAGGAUUGAGAGGAGGUUCUCACCUCGUAGGAGGCAUUCCCCUGGAAGAGAUUUCAGGGGUCAUCGUUCCCUUCAUAAUCGAAGACCAACUUCUCGAGAAAGAGAAUCUAGCUUUUCACGGUCUCCCAGCAGGAAGAGUGAGAGGAGACAUGACAAGAAGACUGAUGAUGGAGAAACCAACUCGCCGAAGAGUUUGAGUGUCUCUGACAAUAGUGAUAUGAAGAAGGACAAAUUCUCAAGUGGCGACGAGAAAGAGGAUCACGAAAAGAAGCUCAAACAAAUAAGAUUGGAUAUGGAAGCUUUGCGUGAAGAUAAAUCUCACCUUGAGAUUGUUUUGGAUGAGAAGAUUGAUGAAAUGCGGAAGAUUUCUAGCAAAGUAAAUGACCUUGAUCAGCAACUGCAGAGGGAGAAAAAUGAAUGCCAUAGGAUGACCUCGAAAAUGAAGAAGUUUAUAAAAGCUCAUGGCCGUUUUUUGAAAGCCCAGGAAGAGUUGAAAAGGUCACAAGCUCGCUUUGAGAGACUUGGUGAUUUGCUUGCUUCGGAUAUUUUGAAGCGCGGUGCUAACGAAGAAGUUUCCAGUGUUCAUGCUGAUGAAGAUCUAAAUGGUUCUUAUGAAAGGAGUCCAAAUACGGCUGUUACUAAAAAGAGAUCAAUUCCAUACUCAACUAGUGAUGAAGCAAAAGCUGCGAAGAAAAGAAGAGAUCGAGAUUCUGAUACAAUCACUAGGUCAGAUAAAUAUAGGUCAGAAGGUGAUGCUACAGAUUUUGAUAAAGCAAGCAAGGGGAGUGAGGCAACAAAGUCUAUAUAUUUAAAGAAGAGACUCUGGGAAGAUGAAAAAAACAAGCUUGGAAAUGUAGUUUCUUCCGCAGAUAAGGUCAAAGAUUCUCCAGUCAAACAUGCUUUGCCCUCCACCGGUAUGGCUGCUCAUGCCUUGUAUGAUCUUAAUGAGGCUAUUGAGCUGGAUGAUAGACAUGAAACGAUAGAUGCGUUGCUAGAAAACGAUGCUGAUGACAGAACUAGAUCGCCUGUCAUGCCCCCACAACCUCCACCAGUGGUCCAAAAUGCUUAUGAGCAGUAUGAGGACCUGGACGAGGAAGUGGACGUGGAAUAAGAGGAGUCGGGUGGUCAACCAACCAGCUGCAGCCCGUGAGACUGGAGACUACUAUUAAUUAGCAUUUCCAUGUACAAAGUGGUUAUCUAUAUUUGAUAUGUAUAUGGGGAAUUUAGCUUAUUAUCCAGAAUUAAUCCUUCUUUUGUAGUGGCAUAUCGAGCCCUGGAUACGGUCAACUAUGUGGAGCCUUAACUUAUUUCGUGAAAUGGUAACCAUGCCUCUUUUUCAGUGACACAGUAAUGCGCACUUGCGCUUUGCUGUUGGUGAUUCCUCCUUGCAAACGGUCAACUAUGUGGAGCCUUAACUUA